GCUCGUGCUAGCUGCAGCGGCUAACGGGCAGACAUGCCGCAGCUAAGCGGGGGAGACGAUCUGGGAGCAAACGACGAACUGAUCGCCUUUAAAGAUGAAGGGGAGCAAGAGGAGAAGAGGAAUGCUUCCUCUGAACGAGACCUGGACGAUGUCAAGUCCUCUCUGGUCAACGAGUCCGAGUCCAGCUCAGACUCCGAGGCUGACAGACAGUCUAGGGCCAACUCGGAUCUGGAGAAUAGGAUCCGACACAAUCAUCUGUUUCAAGAAGCCCUGAGGAGGCAGCAGGAUGGAGGUCUCUUCCAGGUCUCUUCCUCUCCUUUUGUUGGAUAUCCCUUCUUCAUGAUCCCAGACCUGGGAAACUUCUGUAGUCCUUACCUCUCCAACGGAGCGCUGGCCCCCGGCGCCAGGACGUAUCUCCCGUUUCAGUGGCCUCUGCUGGACGUCCCAGGAAGAGCAGCUAUGAGGGACUCUGCUGCUCCGGCAAACCUGUCUAACAAUGUGUCGAUGGUGCAGCACCCUCACAUGACCCACCUCCACCCACUGCUGUCCUACAGCCCCGAGGCCUUCUCACCCCAGAGGGCUUCACCUGGCUUCUCCCCUGACACUGGUAUGUCGAGGAGCCCCUGCUACCCGGUGUCUCCUGGAGGCAUGGCUCAGGUCCCUCACCCUCUGGGAUGGCUACAGGGACAGGCUGUGUACCCACUGGCAGGAGGCUUCUCCCCAGCUGCUCUAGCUAUGAACGCCUCCAUGUCCAGCCUGGUGUCCGGUAACUUCUCUCCACGUCUACAAACCCCCCAGUCCACCAUUUCUCACUCCCCCUUUGUCCCCUCGAGGGUGAAACAAGAGCCUGGAUGCAGCAAUCAGAACGGAAGAUCCACGUCAGACGUCCUGCAGGACAAAGACGAGAAGAAGCCUCAUAUCAAGAAGCCGCUGAACGCCUUCAUGCUGUACAUGAGAGAGGAGAGGCCCAAAGUGGUGUCUCAAUGCAAAGUUAAAGAGAGCGCCACCAUCAAUCAGAUACUGGGACAGAGGUGGCAUUCUCUGUCCAAAGACGAACAAACCAAAUAUUACGAACUGGCUCGCAAAGAGCGACUCGUCCACUCCAAACUUUACCCCGGCUGGUCAGCCAGAGAUAACUACGGUAAAAAGAAGAAGAGGAAGAGGGCAAAGAGUGAGACUCUGUUUGAAAAUGAAGAGGACUUUCCCCCGGAGCUGAAGAGAGCUUGUGACGAGACGCCUCACACACACUCUCUGCUAACGCGGACUGCACACACACACACGCAGCCCUACACCGUCUCCCACCUGACGCACACACACCUGUCCCAGGCCAGCCCCGCCUCCUCGCUGGACUCCCCGGCGACGCCCACCACCGCUCUGGCCUCGCCGGCUGCCCCGGCGCCGACUCACACCGAGCACACGCACUCCUCUUCCUACAGUGGACAGGCGUCACCGUACGGCGAGCAGCUGCAGCCGCUGGCCCUCACCACCAAGCCUCACCGGACCCUCCAUCCUCUGAGCCGCAGCACCUCCACCCCCACCUCCUCCUGCGACACCCCCACCUCCUCCCCACAGGCUCCUUCCAGGUGUUCACCCCCUCUUCCACCUUUCCUCGUCCCACCUCCUACCGCCGCUCACCAAGCCUCCCACGGUGCCUUAAGUCAGUCUUGCAGAAGAACCAAUCGCCUGUGAAUCUCCAAAUCUAACUUUUUUUAAUGCUGUAAAGUCUUUCUUUUAAAGUAUAUAGAAACAUUUUUUAUUAUGAAAUGGACAAAUAGCUAGUCAAUAUUUGGCUGUGUUUCUUACUUUAUGAAACCCUAUUUUCUUGCAAACUUAUUUUCACUUUUUCUAAUUCCAAGAACAAUCCACUUGUUAGGUGAGGCACUGUGUUUUCAGCUGAAAGCUGCUUUUUACCUGUUAGUAUUGAAUGUAAAUCUAUUUUCUGGUUCCUCCUGUUAAUAAAUAUUCACUGAGUCGUGCCUCUGUGAUGGUGACGG
Gasterosteus aculeatus aculeatus (three-spined stickleback) is the source of this 1994-nucleotide messenger RNA. The record is from RefSeq and is a predicted model, not a curated record. Lineage: Eukaryota; Metazoa; Chordata; Actinopteri; Perciformes; Gasterosteidae.